CAAAACAUGGAAUCAAGCAAUACUAUCGCGAAACUAGGUUCGUUUACUUUCUGCUCAAAUAUCCUCCCUUUCGUCGGCUAUGCGGACCAAUGCUAUUGCUUAAUGAGAAGUUUGAACUCAGAUUGCUACAAAAUGUGGAAAAGAUAUGAAGUAUUCCUGAUUUCUGAGAUACUUACCAAAAGAAAUUUAGACAAAAUUUUUGCUUUGUUGAGCAUGCAACAAAAUAAACUGGAAAAUAUCUUGAAACUCUUCAGAGUUUUUGUUCACCUCAAAGAUUCUGACGACUGUAUCAGACUUAUUGAACUUAUCUCCAAAGUCAAGCAUGUUGAGAUCUAUGGAGCCAUCAUUGAGAACUACUCUGAUACUGGAGACUUGGUUGCAAAGAUUCUUGCCUACCAUGAAAUUUUGCUGAGAAAGGUCAGAAUUAAAGACAUCAGGAUCCCUGUGAGAAUUAUCAAAGACUUUAAAAGGGAAAGCAAUGCAUGAGAAGAGAAGCUAGCCCAGAUCCUUCCUAGGAUUAACCUAGACACUUCAGAGUAUACAGGAAAGGACAAGUCUGUGUGCAUCACUAUAGACAGAUAUAGCUGGGAUAACAUCUGUUUAAAUAUUAAAAACUCGCUUGACUUUUGGAGUAAAGAAGUUAUUCAGGCAUAUUGGUUUAAGACCUGAUAUCCACGAACCCCACCAGCAAUGAUCUCAAAAGAGUAUUCUCCUGGAAGAUACAGAUACUUCAAUCUCCCUGUCGAUCCAUUCAUGACAGUAGAAUGCGAUAGGGAUAAUUACAUGAGUAUCUCUAUGAGCAAAUUUACUUAUAAAUGGGGAGAUCUAUUCAACACCAAUAUCACGGAAGGAAUUACUCACUUCCAAGUUCAACUCAGAAAGUUUGAGCAUAUCUAUGCAGAGUUUGAAUUUCAAAACACGAAUUACUACUCAAUUUACGAAGAUCAGAAAGAAGAAGAUAAGACCUCUGAGGAAGAAGACAAGGAAGAUCCACAAAACAAUGUCUGUGGUAAUAUCUACAUCGUUUGUGUCCGCAAGAAAAGAGUCUAUAAGUACAGCUUCUCAUAUCUGAGAGUAAAAGUGCUUAACUCUGAACAACCAGUUUCAGACAAUUUCUUCAAGUCUUUCAAUGGAUUCCUACAAGUGAAGCAAAUAGAUGAGCUGGAAGUUAUAGAUCUUGCACCUCUAAAAUAUGAUCCAAAAAUGGAAAAAGACUUGCUAGAUUUCUGGGGAUACGAUCCUCAUGUGAUUGAAGAUUUCUUCUUUAUAGACUGAGCUUAUCAGACCGAAGAUUUUCUGAGAAAAUACCGUGAUGAAAUGAUAUACAAAGAAGUAUCAAUUCAAAAGCCUUCGUUCACAACUACUUUGACUAACAUUUAUGACAAAGAUGAUGUUGGAGAUCUAGAUUACAAUAAAAUCAAUAUGGUAGUAGACUGCACAAGUCACAUCUUCAAAGAUAAAAUCAGCGUAGAUUAUUCUAUCUUUGACUCGAUCAUCCUGAAAACAGAUACUUUUGAUGAUAAGCAGAAUAUUUCUAAGUGGUUCCCAAAAGCAGCCAUAGAGAAGAUAGUAUCAUCAAAGCUAUCUGAGCUACAUAUCAAUUGAAUCUUAUCAGAGCAUAAGCUGAAUCUGCUUGUUGCGUUGAUGAAAGAGAAUUUACCUAAAACUUCCUCACUGAAUAAACUAGUGUUUGGAUGUCGUAAAGGAACAAAGUUGGAUACUUUAGAAGAGGUUUUACACCAGUUCCCUAGCUUGUCUAACAUUUCAAUCUAUCGUUCUAAUUACCCUCUACCAGAUUUAGCCAGAUAUUUUGAUUGCAAAGACAUAGAUGUCAUUGGAAAAUUCGAAAGAAUCACCACUGUUUCACACAUCAAAACUUAAAAGGGUCGCUUU
Molecule: messenger RNA, 1893 nt
Organism: Moneuplotes crassus
Lineage: Eukaryota; Ciliophora; Spirotrichea; Euplotida; Euplotidae
Source: the annotation of a GenBank genome assembly